AUGGGCGACGUUGAGAAAGGCAAGGAGAUUUUUGUUCAGAAGUGUUCCCAAUGCCACACCGUGGAAAAGGGAGGUAAGCACAAGACUGAGCCUAAUCUCCAUGGUAUCACUGAGUGGAAGACAGGUCAGCCCACUGGAUUCCCUUACACUGAUGCCAAUAAGAACAAAGGCAUCACCUGGGGAGAGGAUACACUGAUGGAGUAUUUGGAGAAAUCCAAGAAGUACAUCCCUGGAACAAAAAUGAUCUUUGCUGGCAUUAAGAAGGGAGAAAGGUCAGACUUGAUAGCUUCUCUCAAAAAAGCUACUAAUGAAUAAUAAUUGGCCACUGCCUUAUUUAUUACAAAACAAAUGUCUCAUGACUUUU
Cebus imitator (Panamanian white-faced capuchin) is the source of this 364-nucleotide messenger RNA. RefSeq names its product cytochrome c, somatic-like. The transcript has a single exon. NCBI's taxonomy places the organism in Eukaryota, Metazoa, Chordata, Mammalia, Primates, Cebidae. The coding region runs from base 1 to 315 and encodes 104 amino acids. The record is from RefSeq and is a predicted model, not a curated record. Gene Ontology annotation, biological process: mitochondrial electron transport, ubiquinol to cytochrome c; mitochondrial electron transport, cytochrome c to oxygen. Gene Ontology annotation, cellular component: mitochondrial intermembrane space. Gene Ontology annotation, molecular function: electron transfer activity; heme binding.